Molecule: messenger RNA, 1212 nt
Organism: Penicillium malachiteum
Lineage: Eukaryota; Fungi; Ascomycota; Eurotiomycetes; Eurotiales; Aspergillaceae
Product: mitochondrial 54S ribosomal protein uL2m
Exons: 2
Coding region: 1-1212 (403 amino acids)
Biological process (GO): cytoplasmic translation
Cellular component (GO): ribosome
Molecular function (GO): structural constituent of ribosome; RNA binding
Source: RefSeq, a predicted model, not a curated record
AUGUUUCAACCCCGAAUUGCCCUCCGGGGCAUUCGGUUGCCAUUCAGGUGUUUACCGGUCAUAUCCCCCGUUCCGAUUCGCCGUUUUGCUUCCGUCGUGAAUGAAGUCGAGAAACUCGCGGAAACUCCCUCUACUUCUUCAAUUGACCCCAGUGCUGCAUUUGCACCUCCCCCAACCCGUGACUCUGCGGGUGUCGUUCUGCGUACCUACACUCCCCGUACCCCCGGUGUGCGACACUUACGCCGACCAGUCAACGAUCAUCUAUGGAAGGGUCGCCCAGUUCACCGAUUGACUUUCCCCAAGAAGGGACACGCCAAGGGUGGUCGUAACAACUCCGGUCGAGUCACUAUGCGUCACAUGGGUGGUGGUCAUAAGCGUCGAAUCCGUACCGUCGACUUUUUGCGAAUGGACGCCGGUCCUCAUCUAGUGGAGCGUAUUGAAUACGACCCGGGUCGUACUGCUCAUAUUGCGCUGGUCCGCAGCAAAGAGACAAAGAAGUUGAGCUAUAUCCUCGCUGCCGAUGGCAUGCGAGCCGGUGAGACAGUGCAGAGCUACAUGUCUGGUAUUCCGGAGGACCUCUGGAAGAGCAUGGGUGGAACUGUUGAUCCUGGUGUUCUGGCUGCACGAACUGCCUGGCGAGGCAACUGUCUCCCACUUCACAUGAUUCCCGUUGGAACUCCCAUCUUCAACGUUGGAUUAAGAGCGGGCAAGGGUGGUCAAUUAUGCCGUAGUGCUGGAACCCAUGCUACAGUUGUUGCUAAGGGUACCAACUCUCGUCAAACAGAAGUUGAGAGUGAGAAUCCCGAUGCCGAGAAGAAGCCUGUGUCGCUUCGUGAGCGUCAGAAGCAAGAGCGCCUCGCUCAAUAUAUCACCGUCCGCUUGUCUAGUGGAGAGGUCCGUCUUAUCCACCGGGAGUGCUGUGCUACCAUUGGUGUUGCUAGCAACCCUAACUACCACUACACCCAGCUGGGUAAGGCUGGUCGUUCGCGUUGGCUCAACAUUCGUCCCACUGUUCGUGGUCUGGCCAUGAACGCCAUGGAUCACCCUCACGGUGGUGGUCGUGGUAAGUCCAAGGGUAACGUGGACCCCAAGAGUCCAUGGGGUAUUCCGACCAAAUCCGGUUACAAGACCCGCCCCAAGUGGAAGAUCAACAAGGCAGUUGUUACCCCCAGACCUCGCAACCAAGGUCGUCGCCGUCGUGGUUACAAUUAG